UUUCCCCCAACUGGGGAAUCAAUUCCCUCCACCAGAAUCGCUUCGGGAUACAGAAACAGAAAUCACCCCAGGUCUCAUUUAAACAGAGAACAUACUCUACAUACUCCCAAGAUGAGUGAGCAGGAGGUCACUUACUCAACUGUGAGAUUUCAUAAGUCUUCGGGGUUGCAGAACCAAGUGAGGCCUAAGGAGACUCAAGGGCCCAGAGCAGCUGGCCACAGAGAGUGUUCAGUACCCUGGCAGCUCAUUGUGAUAGCUCUUGGAACCCUCUGUUUUCUUCUGCUGGUAACUAUUGCAGUGUUGGCAAUAAACAUUUUUCAGUGUAGUCAACAAAACCAUGAGCUGCAGGAACCUUUAAACUGCCACCAUAACUGCAACAACAUGCAAUGUGACAUUGACUUAUUAAAAGAAGAACUGCUGAGAAAUAUGUCUGAAGAUUGUUGGAGAGGCUACAAUCUUCAGAAAUGCCCCAAUAGAGAAGAGAACAGAUGGUACAGCAAAACCAAGACUGUUUUAAAUUCCUCACAGUGCAUAGGAAGAGGUGAAAUACACUGGUUCUGCUAUGGUAUAAAGUGUUAUUAUUUUAUCAACAAUGAUAGAAAAUGGAAUGGAUGUAAUCAGACCUGCCAUAAUAUCAGCCUAUCCCUUCUGAAUAUUGAUGAUAAGGAUGAACUGGAGCUCCUUCGGUGCCAGAUUAUUCCAGACACUUACUGGAUUGGACUGAAAUAUGAUAAUAAAAAAAAUGAAUGGAGAUGGAUUGAUAAUGGCCCAUCUAUACUAGAUUUGAUGACAAUAAAAUCAGAGAAGAAAACAGGAGGCUGUGCGGUUUUCAGUAUGACAGGUAUACAUAGUGAUGACUGUGGUAAAAAACAUCCCUGUAUCUGUGAAAAGAGAAUGGACAAAGUCCGUGCAUCAGUGUGCAGUGUGAAGGAAAGGUCUCAGUCUGAUGUGCAAAUAGAGAGAUGAGCUGUAAAGGGAAGAAAUGUUUUUCUGAAAUCUGGCUUAAUAGAGAAGAAGUCAUAUUCCUUUCUGGCACAUGGAGCAGCAUGCAUGUGGAGAAUGGACACCCUUUGUUUCAAGACCCUAAAGAUUCACUCACAUUGUCUCCUGAUUGACACAGAA
Molecule: messenger RNA, 1122 nt
Organism: Grammomys surdaster
Lineage: Eukaryota; Metazoa; Chordata; Mammalia; Rodentia; Muridae
Product: killer cell lectin-like receptor 5
Exons: 8
Coding region: 112-966 (284 amino acids)
Source: RefSeq, a predicted model, not a curated record